AAGGGACAAGCCCGGAUGGUACAUGCAUUGCAAAGAAUAUUUUUGAGUGUUUUCUAAGCUCUACCUUGGUUUGCUAAGAGGUAUCAAACUCCGCAGCCACGUUCGCCGGAAAAUUCCUCCUCCCCGAACGCCGGAGCAGCAGUCAUGAUCAUUUCGGAGAAGAACCGCAGAGAAAUCUCCAAAUACCUCUUCCAAGAGGGGGUGUUGUAUGCUAAGAAAGACUAUAACUUGGCGAAGCAUCCGUUGAUUGAGGUGCCAAAUCUGCAAGUGAUUAAGCUGAUGCAGAGCUUCAAGUCGAAGGAGUAUGUCAGGGAGACCUUUGCUUGGAUGCACUACUAUUGGUACCUUACCAAUGAUGGCAUUGAAUUCCUCAGGACUUAUCUCAACCUUCCAUCCGAGAUUGUCCCUGCAACUCUCAAGAAGUCUGCAAAACCCUUAGGAAGGCCCAUGGGCCCUCCGGGUGAUCGUCCCCGUGGACCGCCUAGAUUCGGGGAAGGGGAGAGGAGAGACCGGGAUGGGUACCGUGGUGGCCCAAGAGGCCCACCUGGGGAAUAUGCAGGGGAGAAGGGAGGAGCUCCAGCUGAUUACCGGCCAGGAUUCAAUAGUGGAGCUGGUGGAAGGCCUGGCUUUGGACGUGGUUCAGGAAGCUUUGGCGGUGCACCCCCAAGCUAAACCAUUUUGUUUGUGUGUUAUUCAUUAGCCAUUGUGAGUUAGUGAAUCUAAUCAGACUUUUUGAAAUUUCAAAGCUACAUUUGGCUCAUAUAUUUAUCACUUUGUUGUUUUGGAACACAUUGUGCUGUCUGUUGCAAAAGUAUUUGACAAUACUAUUUUCUGCUUCUAAAUUAUGUUGCCACAUAAAUCACGUUCCAAAACGGAAAAAAUUGAUCCCUAAUUCACAUCUCAAUUGGAGCUGAUUGAAAUUAAAAUUUUCUUUCGGGA
Molecule: messenger RNA, 939 nt
Organism: Cuscuta campestris
Lineage: Eukaryota; Viridiplantae; Streptophyta; Magnoliopsida; Solanales; Convolvulaceae
Source: the annotation of a GenBank genome assembly